Girardinichthys multiradiatus is the source of this 1561-nucleotide messenger RNA. RefSeq names its product DnaJ (Hsp40) homolog, subfamily C, member 12 (gene dnajc12). Lineage: Eukaryota; Metazoa; Chordata; Actinopteri; Cyprinodontiformes; Goodeidae. The coding region runs from base 231 to 722 and encodes 163 amino acids. The record is from RefSeq and is a predicted model, not a curated record. Gene Ontology annotation, cellular component: cytoplasm. The transcript has 5 exons.
AUGCAGCAUACGUCACAGGAAAAACGAAGGGACAUGUUUAUUCCAACAGAAGAGAUCUUGAUUGACAUUUUCAGUUUAAAUGUCUCUUAAGCGUAAACAGUUUUAUCUGAAACACUGUAACGUUUGAGGAGAAGCCGAGGUAGACCAGUCCCUGAACUGAACAGCUGUACUCUGACGCAGCUGCAUCAAGGUGCGUUAAAAAGCGACCAUAAACGUUUUUCUUAUAGCUCAUGGAGGCUGUUUUUGGUCGUAAAGCGGAGGACUUGGAGGAUUACUACGGGUUGUUAGGAUGUGAUGAACUGUCAUCGACUGAGCAGAUUCUCAGCGAAUACAAGAUCAGAGCCUUAGCAUGUCACCCAGAUAAACACCUGGACAACCCAACAGCAGUGGCUGAUUUUCAAAAGCUGCAAGAAGCCAAAGAGGUUUUAUGCGAUGAAACCAAAAGGAAAAACUAUGACCUCUGGAGAAGAAGUGGGGUUGCUAUUCCGUUCCACGAAUGGGAGGCUCUGAAUGAUUCAGUUAAAACUUCAAUGCACUGGGCUGUAAGAACCAAGAAGGAACCAAUGCUGGAGGCCUGCAAACCAGAGGAUCCAAUCGCUUCACAGGCAGAGGACCAUCCCUGUAAUGAAGCAUCUUCAUGCGAUCACUACCAUCGGCGUUUCCGUUGGGCCUCUGACUCUCCAUCCUAUCUGCUGCAGAAGUUCAGAAAUUAUGAAAUAUAAAUUUAUUAUCUUUAAAUUCUAGUAUUCUUACUCUGUUGAAGAAUUUGGUUUAUGCAGUUUCUAAGUCUAGCACAAUUUUAAGCUUUAUAUGUAAAUGUUUUUUGUGAUUCCACUAAAUGUCCACGCUAGGAAAAUUGUCGUGUUUGUUGCAGAUGUGAGUCUAUAAUUUGAUCAGGUACAUUGUUCAGAGAUAUGAUCCGCCUAUCUUGAUGCUGUAACGUCUUUCUCUGUGUUGCUGAUGUAAACUGAACCACGUUGAGUCCAUUAUUGUGAUGAAGUUUAUUAUCUUCAGCUGCUUCCUAAUGAGUCAUGGUAAUUGCUUAAAGUGGAACAUUAUGUUUCUUCUGGUCAUAAUGCUCUGUUGAAUCAAAAGUGAAUCAAAGUGAAAUUAUAUUGCCUCUGUUGUUGUUCUGGUGGUGCCGAGAUGAACUUUAACCCUCCUGGCUCCCUGGACACACAUUGUUCUUUUUUAUGUUGUUUUUGUGUUUCUUUGGCUGUUAAUGCCGUAACUGUAAUACAUUUUGUAAUUUAUGUAUUUUUGCCACAUUUUUCAUAUGCUUUUAAAGUAAACAGAGCAAUCUGUGUCUCUUCAGCUUUUUUUGGGCCAUUCAAAAUGUAUUUUUUGAAUACAUCACGAUUGCAGUGUGAUUUUUCUUUUUUUUCAUUCACUGGUGUGAAUUUGCCAUUACAGUUUCAUGAUUAUUGUUUUUCACUAUUUUUCUUUAAUAGGUUUGUGCAACAGCAAAAUCAGAAUUGCUACCAAUGCAACCAUUUUUUUACAUUCCCAGGCACUGACAAUACACCACCCCAACAAAUAAUAAAAUGUGCAUAUAUUCAAU